UGCUGGUUGGUGCCUGAAAUCUGUGCGUUGCCCCUUUAAUUGUGUCCCCAGCCCUCGGGCGUUUCUGUCCAACGCCCACGUCAGCAAAUACCUUUUGUUUCUCUCACGUUGGGGCUACUUGUUUUAGGGCGCAAAGGAACGGCUUCGGAAGGGGGUCUUUCCCCCGCCGAGAACCGGGAACCUUCCCCGCCCGCGCGCGCGACCGGUCGGUGCGCCGCGGCCCGCGGACAGUUCUCCAUACACAGACUGUGUUUGACUUGGAAUCUUCACUUUUUUACUCCAUUCAACUGAUUUAACAGGGUUCAAGAGCAGCAUUCAUAAAUUUCCAGGGCUGGGAUGUAGCUCAUUGGUAGAGAACUUGCCCAGCAUGCAAAAGAAAAAAAUCCUUACAAGGAUGGAGAUCUCCACUCAUCAGUCUCACCUCCUGCAACAGCUGAAUGAGCAGCGCAGGCAAGAUGUGUUCUGUGAUUGCAGUAUUCUAGUUGAAGGAAAGGUCUUCAAAGCACAUCGAAAUGUCUUAUUUGCCAGUAGCGGCUACUUCAAAAUGCUUCUUUCUCAGAAUUCCAAGGAGACAAGUCAGCCAACCACAGCCACAUUUCAGGCUUUCUCUCCAGACACUUUCACGGUUAUCCUGGACUUUGUCUAUUCAGGCAAACUCUCUCUUACUGGACAGAAUGUCAUAGAAGUGAUGUCCGCUGCAAGCUUCCUUCAGAUGACUGAUGUCAUUAGUGUAUGUAAGACUUUUAUCAAAUCUUCCUUGGACAUUAGUGAAAAGGAAAAAGAUCGCUACUUCAGUCUCUCAGAUAAGGAUGCCAAUUCUAAUGGCAUAGAGCGUUCUGCUUUUUAUGGGGGCAGCUGGCGAGAAGAAAGCAGCUCCCCACACUCUCACCUCAGCCCAGAUCAAGGAGCAGGUAUAGUGAGUGGAAAGCCUUGGGGUAAGUAUAGUUACUCUCCAGCCUCCCAGCGGAGCACCCCACUCCCUGUGGCCAAGCACGAGCAGAGGAAAGAGUCCAUUAAAAAGACCAAGCAUCUGCGACUAUCACAGCCCUCAGAAGCUGUUCAGUACAAGUCAAGCAAACGAGAAGCACGCACAUCUGAUUCUUCCAGCCAUGUGUCCCAGGCUGAAGAACAAGCCCAAAUUGACACAGAAAUGGACUCUGCUUCUGUCGGCUAUCAGUAUGGUCAAGGAUCUGAUGUCACAUCCCGAAGUUUUCCAGAUGACCUGCCCAGGAUGCGAUUCAAGUGCCCGUACUGCACACAUGUGGUGAAGCGGAAAGCGGACCUCAAGCGACACCUGCGCUGUCAUACAGGAGAAAGGCCCUAUCCAUGUCAAGCUUGUGGAAAAAGGUUUAGCAGGCUAGACCACCUAAGUAGCCAUUUCCGAACAAUUCACCAGGCAUGCAAACUAAUCUGCAGAAAAUGCAAACGCCAUGUGACUGAACUAACAGGGCAAGUGGUACAGGAAGGAACCAGGCGCUACAGACUGUGUAAUGAGUGUCUUGCUGAAGUUGGCAUAGACAGCCUCCCCAUUGAUUUGGAAGCUGAGCAACAUCUUAUGUCCCCAUCAGAUGGAGAUAAGCAUUCCCGAUGGCACUUGAGUGAAGAUGAGAAUAGAUCCUAUGUGGAGAUUGUAGAGGAUGGGUCUGCCGAUCUGGUCAUACAACAGGUUGACGAUAGUGAAGAAGAAGAAGAAAAAGAAAUAAAGCCCAACAUUAGGUAGCUGUAAUAUGAACCAACAGAGCUGGCAUGUCUGCAAUUUACAUUCACUUCCUAUAUCUCUCCUUUCCAUGGUCAGAGUCUGGUUAACAAAUUUAUCAUACUGACAUAAAAGAAAUGACCUGAAAUAACUUGCAUGCUUUCUGAACAGGCCAUUGUAUCCAUUCUGAACUUUGUUGCCCUAAAAUUUGUUGCUGCACUGGAAAGAAAGACCUAACUUGAGUCGGCAUGAUGGAUAAACAAUUACCCUCUUACUUUAUUACACAUACCGUCUUUCUUUUAAUAUUGAAAGAUCCACUUAGCAAACUUUCUUCAAAGAAAAUAUUUUAAAUAAAUUUAUCAUAGCCAAACUUUAUAUAAGACAAUGUUAAGGUGUUUCAAAGAUAUAUAUACACUACCAAUAUUAGUUUCACAGGAAAAACGGGUAAGGGCACAUUUAAGGGUCUGGCAACUCACCUGCCUGAACUAAUAAGUCUUUUCUAUUACUUUCAGAUCUGAAGCAACCUAUCAGUUUUCUGGUAUCCUAAAUGGUUAUGAUUAAUACCUAAAGACUAAUAGUAAAUGUUUGAAUUUGUUCAUAUUUGAAAUUUUUGUCAUUAAAUUAAAAAUGACUUAUGUAGUCAGUAUUGUUUAAAAGAAAAAACCAAAGAUUAUAUACAGACAUCAUUUUUUUAAAAUAGGAAACAUACUGCCUAGAAGUCAAGGUAGUUUGUAAAGAAGAUCUGUCAGUAACAGUUUUCUUCCUCUCUAAAGGACAAAAAGAAUAAAAAUUUAAAAAAUAAACUAGGAGGUUCUCAUCAGUUCUUAAGAAUAAUUUCUAACGUUUAUCUAGUGUUAUAUUACCUUAAAGUGUUCUGUCACAUAUUUUCUCACCUAAUUAGUAAGGGAGAUAUUAUUUCUGAGGACAUUAAGGUCAGAAGAUUUAAGUGGUACAAUGGAUGAUUGGGCAGACUGUGGUUUUAAGUAAUCCUCUUUCAUCAGUCUCUCCUGGUAUGUCUCCUGAAAUGACGAGUAUUGAAAUCAAACCUCACCCGCCUGCAGUAAUUAUAAAAAUCAAAAUUGGAGUUAGAAAAUACAUCGUAAGAAUCCGAAUUAGAAAAUCCAGGGCUAAGGAUAUUGCUCAGUGGUAAAGUGCUUGCCCAGCACUUGCAAGGCCUGGGGUCCAUCCCCAGCACACAUACAAAGAAUUAAAAAGUACGAAAGAAGAAUUUAGUCACCUUCAACAACCUAUAUCUUUAUCUAGAGUUAUUCAAAAGACCUACUGACAUAUUUUUAUGUCAGAUUAUUUAUAUGUAAAUUUAAAAUAUGAAACUAUUUGAGCAAAUUAUUCUCAUCAAUGCUUUGAGCAUUUUUGCAUAUCUUCUAUAUAUUUUUCACAACAAACUUUUGUCCUAGGAUACAAAGUUUAAACUUCUCCCCAGUAUGAACUGUGAAACAUUUCAAAAUUACAGCAAAAUUGGAGCAGCAUUGUUUUUAGUUCUAAGGAUAAAAUCUAAAUAUCAGAACAAUGGAACCUCAUGAAAUUCUCUGUGCUGGCCCAGUGGUUCACACCUGUAACCCCAGCUACUUGGGAGGCUAAGGUGGUAGGAUUCCAAAUUUGAGACCAGCCUGGGCAACUUUGGGAGACUCUGUCUCAAAAUCAAAAAUUAAAAGGGCUGUGGAUACAGCUCAGUGGUAGAGCACCCCUGAGUUCAAUCCCCAGUACCAUACACACACAAAAAAGUUGAGGUCUCUACAAGUUAUCACAGUGAAGUUUAAUAUAAUUAAUUUAAUUGUGGUAUAUAGUGAGGCUCCAUGUAUUAUACUGUAUUUUUAAAUACCAUGACAUACCUCAAGAUGAUAUUUUUGUUAUUAUUUUCUCUUAUUCUUUAAUUAAUGAUUGUCCUUGAUACCAGCUUGUAGGGCGCAAUACUUAAUAUCUUUAAAAAAUUUUUUUAUAAAUAGAUGACUAACUACUUUGUUUCAUGAUACUUAAUUCUGAGUCUUUUCCAAGAUUGCCCUGAUGGCAAAUUUCCAGUUGGUUCAAGACUGGCCAGUGUAUAUUGAAUUCAUUGGUUCUUCCAACAUGACCAUUCCUAAAUCAGGAUUUUUAACCACUAAGUAAUAUCUAAAAAGGGAGGCACUGCCUGCCAUUCUAUAGUCUUACCAGAGUGAUACUAACACCUUUCAAAAUUAUAACCUGAUUUUUAGUUGUUGGGGCCAAUAGGAAAAAUGACUGAUUUGAGCUUCAUUCAUAGAAAUGAAGUAGUGCUUGCAUGUGUAUACCCUAAUGCACUUUAGUCUAUGAUCUAAAUAUUCUUUUAUGCUAUUAUCUUCUGCAUGCAAACUUCACACACAUCAGCAUGAACUUCAACAAAGUCCACUGAACCCAGUGCUACCAGCACUUUAAUUGCCUUUUCAGAAAUAAUGCUUUCUCAUAACUGUUUAUAACAGGCAUCAAACAAUCCCCACCAAACAGCUAUCAGAUUCACUAAACUAUCUAUUCUAUCAUUUUAGCAGCAUAAAAGAAGAACAUUUAAGAAUGUUUGCAAGUUGUAAAUAAUGACUCCAAUUAUCAUAUCAGAUGUAUCUAAGACUUCAGAGAAAAUUAUUUUCUAGAAUGAAACUGUAUAUUGAUGAUUUCUGAGAAAAUUUAACUCUACAGCUUUUAAAUGUGGGAAAAUGCUACAAAGGGAUAUAAUUUGUUUAAAUAAGCUUUAUUUAUGCCAAGGAUUUUCUUUCUUUCUUCUCCUUUUUUUUUUUUUUUAAUAUCACGAAAAUAAUGGGAGUUGGUUAGGCCAAAGUUUGCUUUUUCAGAAAUGCUGUUUAUUAUCUUCUGGAUGCCCUUCUAACUUUAUUGCCCUCAAGAGUGUCUGGUUGAUGGGAGGAAGUUUUGCAAAAAUAAACCACUACUUCAGUCAUGUCUAGUGUCUGGAAGAAGAAAAAUAAACCAGAUCAUCAAUUAAAAAAAAAAAAAUUAACCCAAGAAACUCUUCAAAUGAAUUGUUUCAUAGAGAAGUUCAUCAUUGGAGGAAGAAGCUCAAAAACCAAGCUGCUGUGGCUCACGUCCUCCCUGCACCUUUUCCCAGACACCUCUGCGGAACUUGGGAGCAUAAAAUUGCAAAUCAUGGAGCUAAAUCACUUCUUGAAUUCCCUUUGAGCAUCAGAAUCACUUCAUUACUCCUAUUACUGACUAUAUUUAUAAGAAGAUAACUAAGAUAGGGUGUCUUAGCAGAUCACAUCCUUAGCAUAUGAUGUUCCUUGUAUAAUCAUGAGAUCUUAAAACUUUUAAGAACAAAAGUUUUAAUAUUUUUCAAUAUUAUGUUUUUGAGUAGUACAAUCAAAACAUAGUUACUGCUUCCUAUGUGGCCAAGUUACUGCUUAACGGAUGAAAAAUUUUUGGUGCUUCAGUUAUUUAUGAGCU
This is a messenger RNA of Sciurus carolinensis (gray squirrel), 5119 nucleotides long. It is a transcript of the gene Zbtb8a, whose product is annotated as zinc finger and BTB domain containing 8A. Gene Ontology annotation, molecular function: protein binding; DNA-binding transcription factor activity, RNA polymerase II-specific; RNA polymerase II cis-regulatory region sequence-specific DNA binding. The coding region runs from base 368 to 1720 and encodes 450 amino acids. Gene Ontology annotation, biological process: regulation of transcription by RNA polymerase II. NCBI's taxonomy places the organism in Eukaryota, Metazoa, Chordata, Mammalia, Rodentia, Sciuridae. The transcript is spliced from 6 exons. The record is from RefSeq and is a predicted model, not a curated record.